Molecule: messenger RNA, 572 nt
Organism: Suncus etruscus (white-toothed pygmy shrew)
Lineage: Eukaryota; Metazoa; Chordata; Mammalia; Eulipotyphla; Soricidae
Product: cytochrome b-245 chaperone 1
Exons: 6
Coding region: 1-564 (187 amino acids)
Source: RefSeq, a predicted model, not a curated record
AUGUACAUGCAGGUGGAGACGCGCUCCAGCUCCUGCCUGCACCUGACGCGCGCGCCCGGCGUCCGCUCCUGGUCGCUGCUGGUCGGAAUCCUGUCCAUCGGCCUGGCGGCUGCCUACUACAGCGGCGACAGUCUGGGCUGGAAGCUCUUCUACGUCACAGGCUGUCUGUUCGUGGCGGUGCAGAACCUGGAGGACUGGGAGGAAGCUAUCUUCAACAAGAGCACUGGGAAGGUCAUCCUGAAGACGUUCAGCCUCUAUCGGAAGCUGCUCACCCUUUCCCAGGCCGGCCACGACCACGUGGUUGUCCUGCUCCAUGACAUCCGCGAUGUGAACGUGGAGGAGGAGAAGGUGCGCUACUUCGGCAAGGGCUACGUGGCUGUGCUGCGCUUCGCCACAGGCUUCUCCCACCCCCUGACCCAGAGCGCAGUCAUGGGCCACCGCAGUGACGUGGAAGCUAUCGCCAGGCUCAUCACCAGCUUCCUGGAGCUGCACCGCCGGGAGAGCCCCACAGAGCUGUCUCAGAGCAGCGACAGUGAGGUGGAAGGACCUGGGAGCCAGCACUGACACGUGGA